CAUGUCGUCGAUUACGCCCUCCCGCGUACUUACUUGGUAUGAUUUUGUUAUUUGUUAUGUAUUGCAAUUUUGAAACUUUAUUGAAUAGUACAAGACUGUGUUCUUUACAGGCUUGGUUAAUUUGAGUAUUAAUCUCGGAUUUUAUAUGAAGCUAUUCAAACACUGCAUCACUUGCGGGUGUUGCAGUAUAUAAAAGUGUGUGAGGAAUGUCUACAUUGGAUCAAAGUCUCCUCAGUCUAGAAAAGCUGGAUCGCUCAUCUCCUGAAUUGUGGCCCGAAUCAAUUCCAGGGGUGUCGGAAUACAUGUAUCUUAAUUCUGCAGCCCAGAACAACCUGCCUCAGCCAUGGAACAGACCAUUGGAUGAUGAAGAUAAACAGCUGCUGAGAUAUUACGGGACACUGUCUGUAACCAAUUUGAUAGCAGAGGUGAAACACUUACACGACAUUGCAUACAAACUGGGCCUUGAAGAAGCCAAGGAAAUGACCAGGGGAAAGUAUUUAAACAUUCUUGAGAAACGAAGAAAAAAACCACUUUAGGUAUAUUACCAGACACAUCAUAGUAUUUUAUUUAUAUUUUGUUCAUUAUUCAUUAUUCAUAACUCCUACCACCUUAUUGAGUUAUGACUAUUGAUUUGCAUAUAUUUUAUUUAUUUAUUUUUUCACAUAUUCUAUGAUUAGUAAGGGUUGUAAAUUGUACGGAGAUUUUGUAAGAUACAACACAAAUAAAUGUAAAAUUCCUUAACGA
This is a messenger RNA of Macrosteles quadrilineatus (aster leafhopper), 744 nucleotides long. It is a transcript of the gene lin-52, whose product is annotated as protein lin-52 homolog. Gene Ontology annotation, biological process: regulation of DNA-templated transcription. NCBI's taxonomy places the organism in Eukaryota, Metazoa, Arthropoda, Insecta, Hemiptera, Cicadellidae. The transcript is spliced from 4 exons. Gene Ontology annotation, cellular component: DRM complex. Bases 207 to 536 code for a protein of 109 amino acids. The record is from RefSeq and is a predicted model, not a curated record.